AUCGGAGAGGACGUUCUAUUAUUCGAGGAGGGUUAUUAAAAAAUGUGUAAAAAACGGACAUCGUGUAUAGGAAACUGAUAAUUAAAUCCUAAAUAAUUGUCCUCUACAUUAUGAAGCGGGCCAAAAUAACCCGAAGCAGACUCGGCUAAUGAGUAAAAGGAUUACCAAUAGAGAAAAGCUGCACUACUGCAGGAAUUGAUUUACUCGCUCGCCAACAGUCCUGGGAGAUGGUGGGCAUUAGUGAUAUAAGUAAUAUCUUUACUUACCCGGAAAAAUGGAUACUGAGGUAGAAUUUACUUCUGAAAAAUGAUGGGGUUGAAUUUCUCUUUGUGGACAUUUGUGGUGGAAAAGAUAUUCGUGAUAUUUUAUGUGCUUUUGUUGCGUGUUCGUGCAGAGAAUCAGGCAUUAUCGGCUUAUAUUCCAGGGGACAUAAUUAUUGGUGGACUGUUCCCUAUACACCAGAAGAAUUCCGCAGAUCGGAGAGCAUGUGGUGAAAUCAAUCUAGACCGAGGAGUUCAGAGAGCAGAGGCCAUGUUACACACAAUAGACAGUAUAAACAAAAAUCCUAAAAUACUCCCAAAGAUCAAAUUAGGCGCCAAAAUCUACGACACAUGCGCUCGGGGAACAUUUGCAUUAGAACGAUCUUUAGAAUUCAUUCGUGGAUCAUUUACCUCUAUAGAUUCGUCCGACUUUUCCUGUGAUGAUGGCUCUAAAGCGAGGGCAAAUGUGACAUACGAAAAUGUGGCUGGAGUUAUAGGGGGGUCGUACAGUAGCGUUUCGAUUCAAGUAGCAAAUCUUCUGCGGCUUUUUAAGCUUCCGCAAAUAAGCUAUGCCUCUACAAGCGCGGAUUUGAGUGAUAAAGCUAGGUAUGACUAUUUUUCACGAACAGUCCCACCCGACAAUUUUCAAGCUAAAGCUAUUGUGGACAUUGUUGAAUAUUUCAACUGGACUUAUGUGUCCACAGUGGCGUCAGAAGGAGACUAUGGCCAGUCUGGUAUUGAGGAAUUCAAAGAAAAGGCAAAGGCACGAAAUGUUUGCAUUGCAGAAUCUAUAAAAAUAUUGUCCAACUCAAAUCCAUCAACGUUUGAUGACGCCAUUGUGAAAUUAAAAGCAAAAGAAAGCGCUAGAAUUGUGGUGUUAUUUUUGCGGAUCGAGGACGCAACGAACUUACUGAAUGCGGCGACUAGAAAAGGUGUGGCCUCGAGGUUUAUUUGGAUAGCUAGUGACGCAUGGGGGACGCAAGAAAAGCCUGUCCAGCAAAAUGCAGAAGUCGCGGAAGGGGCAUUGACUAUUGAGUUACAAUCUACAUUAAUUCCUUCUUUUGAUAAAUAUUUUAUGUCUUUGACCCCUGCCAACAACAAAAGGAACCCUUGGUUUCCAGAAUUCUGGGAAACUGUACACAAUUGCUCUUUUUCAGAUAAAAAUAAAGAGCAGUUUGAUAGACCAAAGUGUAAUGGUAGCGAGAGACUGUUACCUGCAACAUUUAAACAAGAAACAAAAGUGCAGUUUAUUCAUGACGCGGUGCACGCUAUUGCUAGAGCCAUUGACGCAAUGCUGAAAGCGUCCUGCAAAACGGAAGAUUUGUGUGAUGAAAUGCGUCAAAUCAAUGGAAAGAUUUUGAGAGAUUAUAUUCUUAAUACCACUUUUGACGAUGGUUAUGGUGCUCUUGUCAGAUUUGACGAAAAGGGUGAUGCUAUGGGAAGAUACAACAUCAUGAAUUUUCAGUGGAAUGAAACAUCUCAUUCCUACCAGUAUUCCACCGUAGGAAGCUGGACAGAUAGAUUGUCGCUAGAAACGGACAAAAUCAUCUGGGCGGGACGAACCAAGGAGGCACCGUCAUCGAGAUGUAGCCGACCUUGUAAAUUCAACGAAAUCAAAUUUGUUGGUAAAGAUGGUGACACAUGCUGUUGGGCCUGCAUUAAAUGCCAAGAAUGGCAGUAUCUAAAAGAUGAAUUUACUUGUGAAGAUUGUGGAGAAGCGAUGUGGCCAAAUACGGAUAAACGAGGCUGUCAUAGACUUCCGGAACAGCACAUAAAAAUCGUAUCUGUUUACGCCCUGAUUCCGGUAUUUCUUUCAUGCAUUGGUUUGAUUGUGACAUUCACAGUUAUCGUUACAUUUCUUAAACACAACGACACUCCGGUUGUUAUGGCGUCUGGACGCGAACUUAGUUAUAUGUUAUUGAGCGGAUGCGUUUUAUGUUAUUUAGUUACUUUCGUUUUAAUUGCUCGCCCGUCGACGAUUACAUGUGCCAUACAGAGAGCGGGAAUUGGUCUCGGUUUCUCUGUUAUAUAUUCCUCACUACUCACAAAGACGAACAGAAUUUCACGUAUAUUUGACAGUGCAAGGAAGUCUGCGCGAAGGCCUCCAUUUAUCAGUCCAAAGUCCCAAAUUGUGAUUACACUGGUACUUAUUUCAAUUCAGGUGCUAUUCAGCAUUGUUUGGCUGGUCUUAGAAAGGCCGGGAACCAGACUCUACACUCCUAAAAAUAGACGCAAUGAAGUGAUUUUAAAAUGUAAAACAAAUGAUAUUUCUUUUCUAGUCUCAUUGCUUUAUAAUAUAAUUCUUAUCAUCGUGUGUACCCUUUAUGCCAUAAAGACCAGAAAGAUCCCUGAGAAUUUCAAUGAAUCCAAAUUCAUUGGUUUCGCCAUGUAUACCACCUGUAUCAUAUGGUUGGCGUUUGUGCCUAUAUACUUUGGGACUUUAAAUUCAUUUGAGGUACAGAUUACAACCUUGUGUAUUUCCAUUAGUCUCAGUGCGACUGUAGCCCUUGUGUGUCUCUUCACGCCCAAAAUGUACAUCAUAGUCUUCCAGCCAGAAAAAAACGUCAGACGUCUGACAAUGAAUUCCGCCAGCUACAAAAAACCCGCCACUAAUUCAUCAUCAGUAUUAGCCGCCAACAACCACGAAUCAAGUUUUUUCGAUAGUUACACAAAUGAGAGAAUCAAGUUGAAUGUGAACUAUGACGAGAAACAUGGCGUUCGAACAGUUCCGGUUCCGGUUUCGGACAUAAAUGGGGACCAGGACAGUUUACAUUCCCUCUGACAUCAUUACCCUUUUAUAUGUUCUUAUGAAUUAUUUCAUGUGACUAAAACCUUGUCCACGUAUUCAACACACUGCAAUGUCGAUAUUGUAUAUUUCAGUUACUUUUCUAUUCCUCUUUUU
Saccostrea echinata is the source of this 3162-nucleotide messenger RNA. Its product is annotated as metabotropic glutamate receptor-like. Gene Ontology annotation, molecular function: group II metabotropic glutamate receptor activity. The transcript is spliced from 6 exons. Bases 307 to 3042 code for a protein of 911 amino acids. The record is from RefSeq and is a predicted model, not a curated record. Lineage: Eukaryota; Metazoa; Mollusca; Bivalvia; Ostreida; Ostreidae. Gene Ontology annotation, biological process: regulation of synaptic transmission, glutamatergic; G protein-coupled glutamate receptor signaling pathway. Gene Ontology annotation, cellular component: membrane.